Messenger RNA from Zychaea mexicana, 447 nucleotides. RefSeq lists its product as uncharacterized. Gene Ontology annotation, molecular function: enzyme regulator activity; calcium ion binding. The record is from RefSeq and is a predicted model, not a curated record. The transcript is spliced from 5 exons. Lineage: Eukaryota; Fungi; Mucoromycota; Mucoromycetes; Mucorales; Lichtheimiaceae. The coding region runs from base 1 to 447 and encodes 148 amino acids.
AUGGCAGACCAACUUUCAGACGAGCAGAUCACAGAGUAUCGCGAAGCUUUCCAAUUGUUUGACAAGAACGGUGAUGGCAGCAUCAGUGCCAAGGAGCUUGGUGUCGUCCUUCGCUCCUUUGGCAUGAACCCUAAUGAUGCCGAAUUGCAGGAUAUGGUCAACGAUGUCGAUGCUGAUGGCAACGGCACCAUUGAUUUCCAAGAGUUCUUGGGACUGGUCAAGAACUUGAAGACAGAUAAUGAAGCUGAUGAUCUGAAGGAAGCAUUUAGAGUGUUCGAUGCAGAUGGCAAUGGAUUAAUCGAUCGAGAUGAGCUUCAGAAGGUUAUGAAGUCGUUGAACGAAGAGCUUUCAGACGAGGAGCUCAGCGCCAUGAUCAAGGAAGCUGAUGUCGAUGGUGAUGGUCAGAUCAGUUUUGAGGAAUUCAAGGCCAUGAUGGGUGCUAAAUAA